Molecule: messenger RNA, 483 nt
Organism: Kluyveromyces lactis
Lineage: Eukaryota; Fungi; Ascomycota; Saccharomycetes; Saccharomycetales; Saccharomycetaceae
Gene: TMA17
Product: Tma17p
Exons: 1
Coding region: 1-483 (160 amino acids)
Biological process (GO): proteasome regulatory particle assembly
Molecular function (GO): protein-macromolecule adaptor activity
Source: RefSeq, a predicted model, not a curated record
AUGGCACAUUCUUCUGGUAUUCGUAGACCAAUUCAGAUUCAAGAGUUCGUGAUUGCUAUUAGAGAAUCGUCUGAGCAUGAAUUACAAGAGAUCAGAAAAGAGAUCAAUAAUGCAGUGAAGCAUUUACAAAGAUCUAACAGAAGGUUAGAAGCGUACGUUGCCAAGCUUAAGGGUGAAGAGGUAUUGAACAGACAAGAAUUGGACGCGGAAGGGAAUUUUUCCGAUGAUGAUAUUGAUGAGAAGGAUUUGCAAGUAUUCCAAGACUCAUUAGCGGAAAAUGGAAAAGUAUUGGAUAAUUAUAACGAAAGGCUACAAGCUUUGGACCUAGAAGAACAGCACAGGGCUAGCACUGUAUCUUCCGGUGACAUCCAAUCGGCGUCCACAAAAUUAAAAAGAUCUUUGCAAUCUCAAGGCCGGAGAACCGUUGGCGUGGAUUCAGAUAAUACUGCUGAUGCCACUGGUUCCAAUAGCAUUAACUUAUGA